GUAGAUGAUUCGGAUGAGGAAGCCAAUUUUCAGGAAUUAUAUAAUAAAGAUUCCAAAGAAUUUUAUGAAAUGGAUGAUGAUACAAUAAAUCUAAGUAAUAAUAUAAAUUUUGCUAAAGACGAAUAUGAGUCCAUUAUAUCAAGCUUAGAUUCGUUAGUUAAAUGCAUUGAUCGAUCUACCUUUCAAGAACAAGAAGUUGCGAUUACUAUCGCUAGAAGAGAAUAUUCUUCUGAUAAGACUGUUAAACAGAAUUUGUCUUGUCAAGCAAAAUAUCAACAAGGCCUUGGAUAUACAAAAAAAGCAGUCAAUUUGGCUCUUGAAACUGGUUGUGAAAGUGCACCAAAAAAGCAUAUAAGAAACGUAUUAGAAAACCAUACUUCCAAACGCCAAAAUCAAAAGGCUGAUGAGCCGAUACAAAGGAUCUAUAUUUUUAUCAGCUCUUCAUAUAGGAUAAAUAAAUCGAAUUGUAGAAAUUACAAACAAUUUGAAGAGACAAUUCGGCAUUCAAGACAGCAAAAUAACGUGGGUGAAUCUUCUCAGCAUAGUAAUAAUUUG
Messenger RNA from Racocetra persica, 555 nucleotides. NCBI's taxonomy places the organism in Eukaryota, Fungi, Glomeromycota, Glomeromycetes, Diversisporales, Gigasporaceae. The record is from the annotation of a GenBank genome assembly.